AUGGAGCCCGGACCGAGGCGGCGGCGCCGCCGGAGCCACCAGCCGGUGGCAGCCUUCUUGCGCGACCCCAGCUCCGGGCGCGUCUACCGGCGCGGGAAGCUGAUCGGCAAGGGCGCCUUCAGCCGCUGCUACAAGCUGACAGACAUGUCCACCAGCGCUGUGUUUGCCCUUAAGGUGGUGCCGCGGGCGGGGAGGCUUCCCUCCAGAGGGAAGGUGGAGCGCGAGAUCGCCCUGCACAGCCGCCUGCGGCACCACAACAUAGUGGCCUUCCACGGACACUUCGCUGACCGUGACCAUGUGUACAUGGUGCUGGAGUACUGCAGCCGACAGUCCUUGGCCCACGUGCUGAAGGCGCGGCAGACCCUGACGGAGCCUGAGGUGCGCUACUACCUGCGGGGCGUGAUCGGUGGCCUGCGCUACCUCCAUCAGCAGCGCAUCGUGCACAGAGACCUGAAGCUCAGUAAUUUAUUCCUUAACAAGAAGAUGGAGGUGAAAAUCGGAGACCUGGGACUGGCCACCAGGUUGGGGCCAGGGGGCCGCUGCCACAGGGUGCUCUGUGGGACUCCAAACCUCCUGGCCCCAGAGGUGGUGUCCAGAAAGGGGCACUCCUGCCCAUCGGACAUCUGGGCCCUGGGCUGCAUCAUGUACACAGUGCUGACUGGCACCCCACCUUUUGCGGCAGCAUCCCUGUCAGAGAUGUACCAGAACAUCCGUGAUGGCCACUAUCCAGAGCCUGCCCACCUGUCACCCAAUGCCCGCCGCCUCAUUGCCCGCCUCCUGGCACCUGAUCCAGCUGAGAGGCCCAACUUGGACCACCUGCUGCAGGACGACUUCUUCACACAGGGCUUCACUCCGGAGCGGAUGCCGCCCCACUCCCGCCACAGCCCCCCGGCCUUCACCUUCCCACAACCUGUGGGCAGCCUCUUCCGGAAAGUGGGCCAGCUACUGUCGACCCAGUGUGGACCUCCCUGCCCCUGCACCUCCAAAGAGGCCUCGGGCCCAGGAGAAGAAGGGCCAGAACCUGACUCCCUGGACUGGGGCAGCGAGGCCUCCCUGUCUGAGAGAGGGGCUCACUGUCCCCAGGCCCUCGUCCACUUGCUCACACAAGGGACCCUCCGGAGCGACCCGGCAGGAGAGCCCAGAGACGGAGGUGGCAGCCGCCAUCAGGAACCUACAGCUCUGCCUGGACGCUGGCCCUGUGGCCCCACAGGACCCCCCCGGGGAGCAGCAGCCCCCCCUCUGGGCUCCCAAGUGGGUGGAUUAUUCCAGCAAGUACGGCUUUGGCUACCAGCUGUCGGAUGGGGGCAGUGGAGUCCUGUUUCGGGAUGGCACCCACAUGGCCCUGCGCCCCCCAGGAAGCCACAUCUGCUACCUGCCGGCGCGCGGGAGGCUGGAGACCUUCGCCCUGAGGGACGUCCCCCGGGCGCUGGGCGCCAAGCUGGCCGUCCUGCGGCUCCUCACCGGCUACAUGCAGAGGCGCCUGCGGGAGGUGAGCUGGGGGGCAGGGAGAGGGGCCCCCGCCCUGACGCCCUGUCUGCAGGAGGGGGCCUCGCCUGCCCCCCAGCCGCCCGCUGCGCUGGGCCUCUGCCUGCUGCGCUUCCUGGGGACCUCGCAGGCGCUGCUGCUGCUGUUCAGCAACGGGACCCUGCAGGUCAGCUUCAGUGGGCUGCAGACCCAGCUUGUGCUGAGUGGCGAGGGCCAGGGGCUGCUGCUCACCUACUGGGUGCGGGGUCAGCCAGGUGCCUCCUACUCUCUGGGCACCCUGCAGCGCCGCGAGUGUGCCCCGGCUGCCCUGCAGUACCUGCGCCACACGCUCCACCUGCUGCAGAGCUUAUAGCGACCGAGGAUCAGAGUGGACCUCCGCGUGAUGGGGCUGGGGACCCAGGCUCCAUUCCUGUUCCUGCUGCUCCCCCAGAGGGAUGUCGCUGGGAGAGCGGGGGCACACAGGAGGGUGGCAGGGUGGGCUUCUUGCCCUGUGGCCUGACUGUUCAACCAGACUCCCGUGGGCAUCGACUGGGGCUGGGGCUCAGUGGUAGAGCACUUGGGGAGGCACCGGGUUCGACCCUCAGCACCGCAUAAAAUAA
Molecule: messenger RNA, 2084 nt
Organism: Marmota flaviventris (yellow-bellied marmot)
Lineage: Eukaryota; Metazoa; Chordata; Mammalia; Rodentia; Sciuridae
Source: RefSeq, a predicted model, not a curated record